AUCCAAAUGAUCAUUGAAGAGAAUGAAUUUGAUAAGCAAAUCGAAGAUUUACUUAAUAAAGAAAAGACAGCAAGAUUAGCCAACAAUUUAGUUGAAACAUUAAAAGUUACAAAAUAAAUAGCAAAACUUUGUUUUGAUACUAAAUAAUACUCAAAAUUCAAUGAAUUGAUAAUAUCUCUUAGUAAAAAGAGAGGAUAGCCAAAAAAAGCACAAAUUGAACUUGUUUAAAUGGCUAUGGUAGAAUUAAAGACUUUGUCAAUAAAUUAAAAAUUAGAAAUGAUAGAUGCUAUAAUGAAAGUUUGCGAAAAAAAGAUUUACUUAGAAGUAGAAUAUGCUAGAUGUGUACUGAUGCUCACAUAAUAUAAAGAGGAUGAUAAUUAAAUAGCUGAUGCUGCAAAGAUAUUAUAAGAAGUAUAGGUAGAAACCUAUGGUUCUAUGGAUAAGAGAGAGAAAUUAGAAUUUAUCUUAUAUCAAAUGAAAAUUAUGAUUAAGAAAUAAGAUUAUGUUAGAUUGUAUAUAAUCUCAAAAAAGAUUGAACCUAAAAAUAUAGAAGAUGAUAAUAUUGCAGAUCUUAAGAUUAUCUAUUAUUCAUUCUUGGUUAUGUACUACAGACAUGAGAAUAAUUAUAAAGAAACAGCACAUGCUUAUUCAAAGAUUCUUGAAUCAUUACAUAAAAAUAAAUAAUUAGAAUCAACCAAGGUAGAUUUCAAUUUUAGAAUUGAUUAUAAUACAAUUUUAGAAAACUAUGCUAUGUAUACAAUAUUGAGUACUUAUUCUGAAGAAAAAGUAUAACUAUAAUUAUAAUGUAGUAAAAAUAAUUACAAUCCCUUGUUUCCACAUAUAAAUACGGUCUAGAAGCUUUGCCUAAUUUGUAGUAAUUAAUUUAAGCCUUUUUGGGAUCAGAACUAAUAAGUACUUCACCAUAAAGUCACAACAUUCAAGUAGCUGAAAUAUUUGAUGAAAAUAUAGAGAACAAUUAACAAAGAUAUGUUGGUAUUGGAUUGAUGAAAUUAUGAUAGAUUUUAGAAGACAAUUGAUUCAUCACAACCUGAGAAUAUUUUAGAUAUACUAUGAUUCUGUUUAUUUGAAUAGAAUAACAGAAUUAAUCGGUAUUAGUACUUAAGAAUUAGAAGAAGAGAUUUGUUUAAUGAUGGAUUAAAAGGUAUGGAAUUAGGAAUAUAGAUUAGUUGCUGAGAUGCAAAAUAGAUAGAAUAUAAGGUAUAGUAGACUACUAGUUAAAAAAGAAUGAGAAUGAUGUAUUGCAAGAAUGGGGGGAGAAUGUUAAUAAAGUUUUGAAUUUGAUUGAUCUUACAAGCAAUUUAAUAAAAAGAGAAGAAGAGUUAUUUUUGUGAGCCAAUAAUUAUAUAAUAAUUGAAUUUCAUUUAUGUAUUCUGAAG
This is a messenger RNA of Paramecium sonneborni, 1397 nucleotides long. NCBI's taxonomy places the organism in Eukaryota, Ciliophora, Oligohymenophorea, Peniculida, Parameciidae. The record is from the annotation of a GenBank genome assembly.